Babesia bigemina is the source of this 2850-nucleotide messenger RNA. RefSeq lists its product as hypothetical. Bases 1 to 2850 code for a protein of 949 amino acids. The transcript has a single exon. The record is from RefSeq and is a predicted model, not a curated record. Lineage: Eukaryota; Apicomplexa; Aconoidasida; Piroplasmida; Babesiidae.
AUGGGUACAUAUCGCGUGGCUAGACAUGUGUUGAUAUUUUGCUCGAUAAAUCUCUAUUUGAUGAGACCUAUUGUCGCAGUGUUCUGUGAUUUUGGAGAUCCGCAUGGAUUACUUAGCAACAAUGCUCUCGCCAGAUGCUACAUGGAUAUCGACAACAUUGCGUCCGUGAUAUUGAUAUGCCCACGACGAAUUAACGACGCGGACUACAUCUUGCAUCCUCAACCAACGGCAGAUGAUCGGUCUAUUGUAAAUACGUACGCAAGUGAUUAUGGUGAAUUUCGUUCCGUUCCCCUUUCGGAUGUAAUAAAAACUGAAUCCGGGAGCAAUCUUGUAUGGUUUGGCUCCAAGGAGUCACAAACCGAAUUACAUUUCAAUUUCCCAAUUCAUGAAUUAUUCGCCAUAACUAAACGUUAUUUGGUCUUCAUUUGCGGCCCGCGAGAUUUAGUUUUAAGUGAUGCGCUGAAACGUCAUCUUGUCCGCAUCAAUAGCAGUCGCUUCUUCGAGAAAUUUCCUUGGACUCCAGCCGAACCAUUGACUAACGAGAUAUAUCAGAUAGGAAGCGGAUUGGGUGUACUUGUUUUGUACAGAGGGCAGAUGCAUGUGCCUUUUCAAGGCUGUGGCAGCCGUCCCUCUACACUGUUCGCUCCGGAUGAGGUGACUGUGGACCCUGUCACAGGUACCCGUUCAUGUUCGGCAACUCCCAUGUCUAAAUCGCCUAUUGGGUUUGUUUGCGAAGAUCAAAUUCAGCCCGAGAAUUGUAUGAGAUUCCUCCUAGAUAAGGAUGGCAGCGUGGUGAUUACUCCCGAACCGUAUCCGUAUUGGGAUAUCAAAAACCAUGGGCCUUGGGUGGUGGCGCGAUAUUUCGAUGACUUAGCACUGCCCCCUUUCCACGGCGAAUGCAGGUGCAUAAAUUCCGAAACGGGUCGGCUGAAGGCCAAGAUUGAGAUUCUUUCGGAAACCGAACACGUUUGUGACAUUACCAGCAAAAUCUUCCGCAAUCGUCUGCGACCCAUCAGUGGCCCUUGGUGUGCUGUUGUCCUUCACCCAGGCAGCACGUUGACCAUAAGGUUUCCAAUACCUCUUGUAGAGCCGGCAUUUAUGUAUGAGGAUUCUCCGGAUGUCCCAUUCUCCCAACUGCCGUCCGCCUAUGAAUACGAAACCGAAUUCCUGCCGAAUAAUUUGGCGACUAUGCGGCAACUGAAAUCAAUUCAUGACAUUGAUGAUUACGAUGAAGUCGGGUACAAUGAAACCAUUGCUGGCGAUGCCCUCGAGCUGGAUGUCUCCCAAAUGUCCCGUGGGGAGGUGAAGCUGAAGUAUCAUCUCGACAAACCGCUUGCAUUACGAACAGGGUUAAACUCGUUUGUAUAUCACUGGACAUUAAAAUCUAGGAACAUGUAUGUCUCGGAUCAAAUUCGCGCCAUCGUUGAGGUGACAUUUGCGUUCAACCAUGAGUACACAAAGCUGGGUUGUGAUAGGUACCAAAGACAAGCGUUCGAUCAGCGCCUGAGCAGGAAUUAUUGCGCAACUAAACGGAUGGGAAAUGGCAUAGGGGAUGUUUACGAAUGCUCGCUACAUCUUUGGAGGGACGCUUGGAGGGCUGGCAUUUAUUGCAGAUCUGAUGAGAAGUUGUUGCCAGCUAACUGUAAGUCUAAAGGUUACUAUCUGUACUCCAAUAAUAUUAUACGUUUUCCCGUGUCUGUGCGAAGUGCUUUGCCUUACCCUAUUAGAGGUUUCCAAGUUUUCAAUUUUGACUUUAGGCACGAUAUCCCUGUGAGUUACGCUUGUAUGUGUGUCGAUAGCCGUGGUUACGAGACUGCUAAGCUUGUUUUGGAACACAUCCAUGAAGAAACUCAUACAUACAAAGUACGCCGUGAAGGGGCGUCUAACAUGUUGUUUUCUUACGUGUCGUUUCCCUGGCACAAGACCACACUAUUGCUUGAAGGAACGGAAUAUACAUAUAUGAUUGUACUUAGGAGCAUAUCCAAAAAGUCCAUAAAACUAGACGUGGGUACAAGACUGUCCAUCACCUGUGGUCUAGAUCCCUACGAUCAUACCAUUGCAAGCAAUGGAAAUGUAACAACUACAUGGCUGCCAAGCAUGCCUAACGAAUUUCAUUAUAUUGUCGCCCAUACGUCACAAGGACGUAAACUUAUUGCGAAACUACACGGGGAUGCCAUUGCUGCGACGCCUGCUGGGUUCGAAGUCGUUGACAAUGAUUUACCGGCACAUCAGGAGUUGACUAUCACAUCGCAUAGAAGUGCUAUUUUGGUAUCAAAAGACCCACUUCACAAAAAGUAUGUCCCCAUGAGGUUUGUAUGCGGCAAGACGCUCAAUUCGUCGGAUUUGUCCAUAGUCACUGGUAACGCGUCAGGAAUUCCCAUUCGCCGCAUAACAGAAGCAUCUUCACGAUACACCUGGAACAUCGUUAAGGUCAAAGUGGAGACCACGGACCCUUACAUGCAGGGCUGCGGCGUUACAUACGAAUCCACUGAGUUGUUCAAGCCUGAGACACCCAAGCUCUACGAUGCUGACGGAGAGCCUCAGUUCGGUUGCAAGAUAGACAUUCAGGCUGCGGGCGAGGCGGCGUUCUACUGCCCAGCACCAUACGUCCUGGACCCACCCGAAUGCUUCUACCAAGUAUCGGUGAACGGUGAAGUAAAGAACCUGGUAAACAUCAGCCAGUCUUUGGUAGCGUCACAUUCCAAUCACUUUGUUAUUUUGCGGUUCGACGGUGAACUCAUUGGACCUGUAGAAACGCUGCUCCAGACGCCGCCGUUGGAGUGUCGCUGCGUCACCAUAAAAGGCAUCGUUCUCUCCACCAUACAUAUCAAGAAUUACUACGCCAAGUAG